Molecule: messenger RNA, 8052 nt
Organism: Vespa crabro (European hornet)
Lineage: Eukaryota; Metazoa; Arthropoda; Insecta; Hymenoptera; Vespidae
Exons: 5
Coding region: 58-2739 (893 amino acids)
Biological process (GO): double-strand break repair
Cellular component (GO): nucleus; site of double-strand break
Molecular function (GO): metal ion binding; ubiquitin-protein transferase activity; nucleosome binding
Source: RefSeq, a predicted model, not a curated record
UAUAAUUGAAACUUGCUUUCCUGUCCGAGUUUGACCCCCCUGUAAGAACAUGAAAAGAUGGCGACAUAUUUAAAACGAACGUCAAAAUUAUUUGAUAUUUCAUUGUUGCGGUCUUCCGCAGAUGUGAAUUUAAGAGAUUUAAUGUGUCCCGUGUGCCGCGGUAUAUUAAUCGAGCCAGUGACACUUCCUUGUACACAUAACCUCUGUUUACGGUGCUUGAAAGGAACCUUUGAACAUAACAGCCUGAGUUGUCCUCUUUGCAGAGUUCGUGUAGGUUCUUGGCUUCGUACAGCUACCAAGUCUGAAACAUUGGUCAAUAACGCACUUUGGGAACUCAUCAGGACUAAAUUUCCCAAAGAGGUUGAAGACAAAUAUAACGGAGACGACGGAGAAAUUGAAUUGGACGCUGGAUUAUCAACCAGGAAUAAAAUACUUAGUGCUGCUGGAGAGAUUCGAAGAGAAUAUGAAGCACAACUUCAAAUGGCUGAAGAAGAAAUGCGACGUCAAAGAAAGAACGAAGAAAUUGCUAGCCAGGCAUUAAUAAGAAAAAUUCAAGUUGAAGAACAGCAGCAACAAUUUGUGCAGAUAGCACGAGAUCAAUUAUUAGCUCAAAAUUUAGCAAAAAAACAAUUAGCAGAGAAACAAAAAGAGGUGACAAUGUACCAAAAUGAAUGCGCAACUUCGUCAAUGUCAAAUUGUUCAGUUGAUAUAUCUAAGAUUGAUACUAAAUCAAUGCCAUUACUUAAUACAGAAAUUUUUAAAUUUGAUGGGCCAAAUUUGGAAACAAGAAAAAUGAAUCUUUCAGAAUUAAAAAAUGGUUCUGAAUUAAGACGUUCUAAUAUUGCUUUGAUAUCCAAAAUUCGUGCAGAAAGAUAUGCGUCGAGUGCAAAACCAAACACAUCAAAUGCAUAUAAAGAUUCUACUGCUAAGUUUUGUUGUCAAAAGUCAAUGCCUGUUUAUAACACAAUUGCAAGAACUUUAAAACAUCAAGUGGUAACUAAAUUUACUCAGCCUGGAACUUCAAAUUAUACUUUGGAACCAGGAUGUUCCACUUCUAAAAUUUAUGGUAUGCAGAGCAAAGAAGAAUUACGUGUACCCAGUGAUGUUUUAAGUAGUAAAAAGAAAAGUUUAGGUGUAGAAGUUUGCAUGACCUCAGGAAAUGGCGAUGAAAGAAUUGGUAGUGCUGAAAGUGCAGGUAGUCAUGAUAGUAUCAAUCAAGAAAUUCAUCACUUUAAACCUAUUAAGGCAAUGCCGCGAACACCUUUCAAAAUGUCCAUAGAUGGAAAACAAAUUGAACCAAAAUUGGUUAGGGUAAUACCUGUUUUGAAGAGAAUAUCUAAUGCUUUACCAAAGGCUCCGUCUCCAACUCAUUUAAAGAGAAUUAUUGGAUGUUCAUGGAGUGCUUUUAAAGGUAAAAUUAGACAAGAUAUGAAAAUAAAGGAGAAUGUGUGUGAAACUAGAGAGAGAAUAGAUGAAGUUCAACAAAAUCCAUCAACUUCUCUUACCCAACAAGCUAAUGUUACUGUUAAUAAAUCAUCAAAGUCUCAGAUACAUGAUGCUAUACGCAGACUUGAUUUGGUUCCUGAACUAUCAUUUGAUAGUAAUAAGAAUUACGCAAAGAAUAUAAAUAGAACAAUUAAUGGUACUAAAGUAAGCAAAAAACUAAUCUUAGACGAGCAUGUAACUUCAGGGAAAGUUCAAAAAACUUGGAGAUCACAAAUAAAGAACGGUAUGAUGGGAAAAAGUAAGAGACAAAAGAAUAUAUGGUCAAAUAGAAAAGAUGUCGAGUUUACAUUAGAUAAAGAAGAAGUGAAUGAUAAUGUAACAAAUUCUGACCCCUCAUUUAACAAUGCUAAGGAACGCUUAGAAUGUAAUGAAGAUUUAGAAUGUAAUGAACAGAAAGAAGAUAGUAGGGAUAAUGUAGCUGUAGAAAACAUUGCAGAAAGAAUUAAAAAGAGGAAAGUAAAUAUUAAAAGAAAGAAUUCACAAGUUGAACAAGAUAAAAUACUUGAAGCAGACAGUGGCGAUGAGAGGAAACCUACGAAUAAAAGAGGUAUAAGGAAAAGAGCUUUAUCUAGGAAAGGUAAUAAUCAAACGUCAACAAGUGAACGAUCUGCAGUUACUGUACAGAAAAGGAUAAAGUUAAAUUGUUCGCACAAGCCUACAUUAAGGAACAAAAGUGAAAACAUAAAAAAUGAUGUAGAUAGUCUCAAUACAAGUUGCAAAACAAUUAUUCAUGGAUUAAGAAAGUCAAGUCGGAAUAUCAAAACAGUAGUUAAUAAUUCUUCCAAAAAAUAUGAUCAAGAUGUUUUAAAUAAAGAAAAUCCAAACAACAAUAAACAUAAUUAUGAUCGAUUGAAUUCGUGUCUCGUAUCACAAGGAACUAUAUCAAAUAAUACCAAUAGUGCUACAAUAAUCAAUGAGAAUGUUCUAUCAAACGAAGAAGUAAUUAAAGAACAAGAAAGAAUAGAAAGAUUGGUUCUUCAAGAGAAAGAAGAUUUUGAAUUGGCUCAAAGAUUACAAACUAAGUUUGAUGAAAUGGAACGAAUAGCUGGACGUACACGGCGGUCUAGAAAAGCGAUUGAAAGUGGAGAUAUUUCCUUAGAUUUAUACAAAAUAGAAGUAGGAAGGACUGUGCAUAAAGUAGCUAGUACACAUACUGCCAAACGAUCAACUCUUAAUCAAACUGUAAGCAGUGAAACUAAACAACGUGGUAGGCCUCGGAAGAGUGUGAAAUAAAUAAGAAAAGUUGUUACUGCAUUUCAACUAAGAACCCUCCAAGACGGAUGUUCCUAUAAAAUAUAAAAUACAACUUCAAUUUCUUUUUCUACAAUAUAUAUUCUAAGUAUUUUGAAGAAAAUACUUGCACGAUAUAAUAUGCGUACCUGGAUAUAUUAUGACAACUGUAAAUGAAGGAUCAGAGAACUUAAAUGAAAUUUUAAGAGAAUAAAUAUAGUCAUUGACAUAUAUAUUUCAUUGAAGAUUGACAAACUUGGAUUUGAUCAAAAGUUUGUUUUCAUGAUUUUUAUGGAUUACUAAUUAUUUAAAGAUCUUAUUGUUUAUAAGUAAUUUUAUGUUAAUAUAAAAUUAUUCGCGCAAAAAUCAAAAUGAGAAAUGGCAGUAGGUGUUUCAAUAUUGUAGAAUUUAAAGCAAUACGGAUGCUUGCAUAAAAGAAAAAGCAGAGAUAUUAAGAUUCUUCAAAGAAAGAAAAAAGAUUUCCCUAUUAACUUUCAUCCUUCUUGUAUAUUCAUCUUCGCUACAAAAUCGAUUCUUUCUCGGCGUUGAAAGUGCCAAAUACGUGACGGAUAUAAACACAGCUGAUAAUGUUGACGACAUACCGAGAAAAGGACGAUAAUGAUUAUUGAAGUAAAAAGGGAAGGGGGACCUUAAUGAGAUCACAGAUCUCUGCUGAAAAGAUAUCACAUACUUUUUAGUAAUUUGUUUCAAUAUGAUAUAAUAUUUCUUUACUUUUCUUAAAUAGUUAAUGAUUCAUAUAAAUCUAUUUCAAUGACUUAUAGAAUACACAUCAACCAGUAUUUCAAUAUUAACUGAUUACCUGCCUUUAUAUUUUUUGAAUAUCGAAGAUAUUGUAAUAUUUAUUAACAUCUUAAGGAAACAAAAUGCUUCCAGAAGUUAGAAGUUCAGUUCGUUUGACUGUUAAAUACACAAAUUACCUUUUUAAAUGCAGCAUCAUUACAAGCUCACAUGCCAUUGUACAUACGAAUUUUACUACGUACUAUGUAUAUAUUAAUUGGCAGCAAUUUCAAAAAAAAAAAAAAGAAAAAAAAAGAAAAAAAAAGAAAAAAAAAACAGAAAAAAAGAAAAAAAGGAAAAAAAAAGAAGAAUAUAGGUAUUCAUUUAAAUAACAUUAGAUAGAUAAAUAUGUGUUUAGAUCAUAUUUAUGCUGCAAAUGCCUACUGUCAGCUCUGACGGCCUUAAUUAUGAUACUGCUAUUAUUGUAAAUAUAUUAAGAUUAGGAUUAUAUAUGCUGAAAAAAAGAAAUCAUAAUGAAUAUGAAAGUUACUAAAAAGAGGAAAUAUUUUGCUCUAUAUGACAAAUUCUAAAUGUUUCUAAAUGAAAUUAGCUGAACAAUUAUAUUAGCAAAGAUUAAGCGACAGUUCCUUUGAUAGAAUUUCAUUAUUAGUGAUCCUUAUCUUUUUAUAGAUCACUUAUACAGAUAAUAUCAUAUUGUGGGUUAAGAAUUGGCAAUUAGCUUUCAUUUAUUGUGAUAGUUACAGUAUUUUUCACCUUCACAGUUUUGGUUUCUUUAUUUAGUAAGAUUAACAUAAUAGUUCGUGAAGUCUUCAUUAAUAUUAUUGAUGGUAAAGAUCAAUAUUAUUAGUGUCAUAACAUUUUAUGAUACUUUUCUAAUAAUUAGUACUCUUAUAUUUUAGGCUAUAAUAAUACGCAUAAAUAAGUUCGGUUAAAAAUGUAAACACGUUUUAAUUCUAAGUGAAUAUAACCGAAUUUAUUUAUAUUAUGACCCAAUAUGUACAAGGCAAUAUUUUUUUUCUUCUAUGUCAGAGCUUUCUAACUAUUGUAGUAUUGUAUAAAAACAAAUGCUCAUAGUAUUUCAUAUGUAAGUAAAAUUUCUUGAACGUAUAUAUAUCCAUAUAUAUAAUAUAUGGAAAUUUAUCAGAUGGUCCUAUGGCAUAAAGAAAUAAUCAGCUCUUUCUUGCGUUACACAGCUUUAAUAAAAAAAAAAAAAAAAAAAAUCUAAAUAGUUUAUAAAUGUUCAAAACGUUCGCUUUUUUUUUUUCUUCUUUUUUUUUUCUAAAACCGUUAGAUAAUUUAUUUUUUCUUAAAUUUUCGUAUUUUGAGUUACUAUAAUUAUAAAUGAUGAGCGGUUAAUAAUAUCGCAUUCCAAAAUUAUGUCAAUGUAAUGUGACAUUUGGAAGUAAAAGAUAGUCAUAGAUUAUAUAAAGUUAUUUUAUAUAUAUAUCAAAUGUAAAAGCUAAAAAAAAUACUGACGCGAUACACCAUAGUCAUAAAAUUUUGUUCCAAAUACAUGUAGACGACGCUAAUGCUCAGAGAUUAUUAUUAUUAUUAUUUAAACAAUUCAAGGUCGUCGAUAUAUAUAUAUAUAUAUAUAUAUAUAUAUAUAAUUUUCUUUCUCCAUACAUACAUAUGUAUGUCACACAUGAUCAGUUUAUUGGCAUGUAUUCAUGCUCCUGUAUGUGUGUGUAUAUACAUAUGUUUAUAUGCAUAUACAUAUAUGUGAAUACAAUCUAAUAAUAAAUCGAAACGAAUCGUGUACAAUAAAAUUUUUGUGAGGUUGUUAAAUAACACUAGAAGAGACAAUUAAAACGAUGUAGGUAGUAGGACUUGUUGAUAAUCGCACUAUAAACUAUAAUAAAUAAAUAUAUAUAUAUAUAUAUAUAUAUAUAUAUAUAUAUAUAUAUAUAUAAUAAAAAUGAUAAACACGUGCAUGGAAUUUAAAAAAAAUUAUAAGAUAUACGAAUGUAUAGAAAAAAAUAUUUAGUUAUAGGCAAACGCUAAAAGAUAUUGUCAGUAUGUAACGUGUUAAUAAAAACAAUAUUAUAGGUCGAAACGAGAAAUAAUCAUAAUUUUAAUUAAGAAAGAUUGCAUAAAUGUGUAAGAACACAUGCAUAUUAUGGAUUUUUAGAGAGUCAAUUUUAUAUGCUGAUAUGUAAUGUGUGACAGAGAAUGUAAAAGGAAGAAACCAAGAAAAGAGAAAAAAAAAGAUGAAAAGCGAUAUUUGAAAACAUAGGGUUAUCAUCCUGUUUUCCUUGGUGCAUUUUAUAUAUGGAAACGAAUAAUAAAUAGUUGUAACUACUUCGAAGAUAGUGAUUAUUUCCGUAUUACUACUUUAUGCAUUUAUGAUUGAAAAAUGAGCUUUUAUAUAUACAUACCUAAAUUUGUAUAUUUAACAAAGAGCGAAAUAUUUUGCAGAUAAUAUUUGUACAUGACGUAUACUUUUUCGAGCUUUCCACAUAUAAAUAAACCUAUUUUCCGUUUGGAAUAAAUCCGGUAAAAAAAUAUAACAAUAGCAUUUUGUAUUCAACAUAACAACACAUUUAUGUGUAACGCUCCUUUUAAUAGUUUUAUUUAUAAUUUCGUAGAUAUACAGUUAAUUCGUUCAGUCAUUUAUAAUAAUUACAUUGUAUGUAGUAUCUUUUGCAGCAAUCAAUAUUGCACAUUGAUUCGGUAAAUAUUAAGUUCGGUCGAUAAAACAGGAUCAAAUGAAAAUAUUAUUAUUAUUAUUAUUAUUAUUAUUAUUAUUAUUAUUAUUAUUGUUGUUGUUAGAAGAUUUAUUUCAUAUUUUUAAUAUGUAGAUAUAUAAAUAAAAAAUUUUCUGUAAUUAUCUCUUUGACGAAAUCAGCUCUAUUUUUUUCUAUUCUGUGCUUUUAAGCAGCCAUAAAAGGCAGCUGAAUAAAACGCAAUAAAGUAUUCCGAUCGAGCGUGAACAUUCGCAACUAGUAAUAUCCCUUUCACGUGAUUUUUUUUUUCUUUGCUAUUGUAAAUACGUUUAGAAAAACAAAUUUAAUGCGAUAUAAGCAACUAUAAAUUGUCAAUUCUAUCAAUUAGCAAUAAAAAAAAAAAUAUAUAUAUAUACAUAAACAUACAUACGUAUAUAUCUUAUCUAGCAUAAAAUUCAUCAAUGACCUGUUUGUAGAAUUCUACAUACGCAAAAUGAAACGUGUCAUAACGUCGAUCAUAAUCGAUGAUAUAACAAGUGUCGCCGUUUUCAUAAUCGAGGUCCAAUCAACGAGAGAAGAAAAGGUUUUCUUGAUAAAAAAAAAUAAAAAACAUAAAAAAAAGAAGAAAAACUGAUCAGUUUGUAAAAAAAAAAAAAAGUGCAAAUUUGAAGAAAAAAUAAAUGGGAUGGAAAAGAAGGAAUAGCGCGUGUACGAUCUUGAUUGGUAAUAAUAAUUAUUGGAAUUUACAAAAAGAAUUAAAAGUGCAAACGAAGAAGGAAGCUAAGAGAACUAGUGGUGAGGAGAGGAGAGAAGAGGAAAGGAAAAGAGAAGAGAAGAGAAUAGUGCUCAAUCGGUGAAACGAAGUAAAAAAGAGAGAGGCGAGAAUGAACGAUCGCGACGACCAUGGUGGCUGCAAUGUGACCGGUGUACCACGUGACCGAUAGAACCAAUCGGUUCUUAGGUAGAACUGGCGGUCACGUUGCGUUCGGCGUGGCAAAAGCUUUCCCCUUUCCUCUGCACGCUGUCUCCCUUAUCCUGCUUGCAAGCAGCAAGUCCUAGGUGAGAACCAUAAGCACGACUCUCGACGAAUACAACAGUCCAAUUUUCUUCUUUUCUCGGAAAUCAUUGUGCAUUUAUUAUUACCUCUUUACGAUCAUGUGUUCGUUACCAUUCUCGAGCGCGUAGACAGAAGAGAUUGUCAUACGAAGAGCAUAGAUAUAGAUAUCGUUGAAGUGUAUUUUAAUUAUCAUUUUAUUAACCGCGUUAUUGUGCAUUAUUUGUGUAGUGUUAAUGCAAAUUGCAUUAAAGAAAUUAUUAAUUCGUCGGAAAUUAAUGUUGGCAACGAUAACAGAAUUACGAUUUAUUCGUGACGACGUCAGAUUUAUGUUUUCUGUCGUAUGACGGGAGAAAGACAAAGAGAAAGGAUUGUUAGAAUUUCGCGCCUCUUUCAAAAGUGAUACCUUCACAAAUAGGAAAAGAAGAAGAAUCUUGACUUGGAGAAGAGGUUGCGUUAGCAUAAAAUAAUUGCGUAAUGCCGCCGGACGAUUAGCAAUGAGGCUUUCGUUUUACCAUUUUCUUUUUAUUUCUGGAUAGAAAAAUGAAUUAAGUCUCUGCAAAUAUACGUUCGGUAUUCGUCGAAAGAAAAAGGGAGAGAGAGAGAGAGAGAGAGAGAGAGAGAGAGAGAGAGAGAGAGAGAGAGAGAGAGAGAGAGAGAACAAGUCGAGAGAGUCUUCUUGAAAGUACUUCGAAAAAAUCAGGACGACGCGAGGAUUCAUCGAUUUUCUACAAAAUGGAUGCGAUUUGAAGCUAAGAGUAGAGAGAUCGAGGAAAAGAAAGAAAGAAAGAAACGAUAGAAAGGAAAGAAAGAAAGAAAGAAACGAUAGAAAGGAAA